AUGCCAUUCGAAAUCUUAGUUCCUUCUGAGAGAGAGGCCCCUAGUGUCACCGACACCUUUUUUGCCGCCAUGGACAUCAACCUGCUGAUGCACGCACAAUUUCCCAACCCUGAGAGCAAGGAGUUUUUCCGAGGCUGGCUUUUCAGAGAUACUAUGGAUCAUGUCCAAAGCGUCGACAAGGGUGUUCUGGUUGCACGCGACCCAGAGACCGGGAAAAUAGCGAGUUUCGCUAAGUGGAACGUUCAGCGGCAACAGCGGUCGCGAGAGACACAAGAAGAAGAAGAAGAAGAAGAAGAAGAAGCCGAUGAUGAUGAGUUUCCAGACUUCUGCCGUCGUCAAUAUCUUGGCCCCUACGCGGAUCUUACUAAGAGUAAGAGAGACAAGGUCCUGGGUGACAAGACUUAUUACCACGUGACAUAUCUAUGCACAGAUCCCAAGUUCAAUGGCCGAGGGGCUGCGUCAACUUUGCUUCGUCGAGUGCAGGCUGAGGCCUCCAAAGAGAAUGCACCAGUUAUUCUCGAGGCUACCAUGAAUGCGGUCUCGUUUUAUCAAAAACUAGGUUUCCAGAUUCAAGAGGAGCUAAACAUGAUGCUCCCAGCUCGUGGCUCAGAUGAACCAACUGAAUACUACGAAGAGAGAGUCAUGGUUUGGACACGAGACUGA
Fusarium proliferatum ET1 is the source of this 663-nucleotide messenger RNA. RefSeq lists its product as uncharacterized. NCBI's taxonomy places the organism in Eukaryota, Fungi, Ascomycota, Sordariomycetes, Hypocreales, Nectriaceae. Gene Ontology annotation, molecular function: acyltransferase activity, transferring groups other than amino-acyl groups. The record is from RefSeq and is a predicted model, not a curated record. The transcript is spliced from 2 exons. The coding region runs from base 1 to 663 and encodes 220 amino acids.